Salvia hispanica is the source of this 1424-nucleotide messenger RNA. Its product is annotated as mitochondrial inner membrane protein OXA1-like. Gene Ontology annotation, cellular component: mitochondrial inner membrane. Gene Ontology annotation, molecular function: membrane insertase activity. Gene Ontology annotation, biological process: protein insertion into mitochondrial inner membrane from matrix. NCBI's taxonomy places the organism in Eukaryota, Viridiplantae, Streptophyta, Magnoliopsida, Lamiales, Lamiaceae. The record is from RefSeq and is a predicted model, not a curated record.
CUGGAUGCUCACAACAUUUGCAUUUUUUACGUAACAACUCGAAGCUAUUUCAUCCACCACCAAAACUUGCUUCACUUCUCCAGAUUUUCUCUCUUCCGUUGCCAAAACCUAGACGCUGAAGUAAUGGCGUACAGGCGUAGCAUCAUGGCUAGAUCGAAGUUGUUCUACCAACAGCACCAGCGAUUUUCGCCUUCACUGUCACACAUUAGUGGCAGCGACCGUGAAAAGUUGCCUGCAAAAAGGAAUCCUGAGAUGCUCAGCAAUUUUCUGAUAUCCAGAAGCAAUGCUGGCAAUUUUCGACUCAUGCGUUCUGAGGUUCCUGCGGACUAUGGGCUGCUAUCAGGAAAUGUCUCUCGACUUAUGCGUUCUGAGGUUCCCACAGGCUAUGGGCUGAUUUUCCAUAGAAAUAUGUCAAAGGUGCCUUUCGAGAUUGAGGUUCCUUCUGAAGAUUUGAAUGGAGUGAUCGGUGUGGUGGCUGAUAAGGCUGUUGAGGCAGCUCCAGUGAUGAAUGAACUGGCCAGUGCAGCAGCAGGUUCAGUCAGUAAUAUGAACAUAAUUGGAUAUAUGCACUCAUUCACUGGUUUAGAAUGGUGGGCAUCAAUUGCAGCUGUGACUCUUCUGCUGCGUAUUUUGUUUGUUCCUUUUCAAGUAUAUCGUCUUCAAUAUUUUUCCCACGAUGGCGAACGUCGAUUGGACGAAAUAUGUUCACUUCUGAAAUACUUGCAUAUCACCAGGAGUGAUAUUUUAGAAGACAAGGUUGAUAUAAGUGAUAUUGGAGAAAAAGUAGCGCCUAUGUUUAAAUUUCUGGAUAAGUAUGGUCAAUUUCGGUUGUUUGGAUAUUUAUGCUCACCGAUACCUGCCUUUUGUAUUUUCUUUUGUGUUUUAGGCAUGGUGAAGAACGUACCCUCUUUAACAACAGGUGGAACAUUGUGGUUUACAGACUUAACAACUCCCAAUCGCUUGGAACUUCCAAUCCUUCUGGUGUUGACACUUUGGGUUAGGCUGGAAUUGAAUCCAGCACAAUAUUUGCAAAUCGGAAAACCGUAUGUGAAGUCUCAUAAAAUUGCAGUUGCCGUGGUACUAUACCUUGGCGCUGUUGCUGCAGGAUUCCCCACGGCUAUAUACUGUUCAUGGAUCACCUCUAACCUCUUUUCAAUAGCAUAUGGAACUGUUUUGAUUCACCCUCGAGUUCAGAAAUUGUUGGGGAUAUCAUUUGAGAUACCACAUUCAGCUAGAAAAUAGACAUCAUGAAAUUAUAGUGGCCAAAAAUGAGUAUUUUGAAGUCGUUAUUUUGUCUCUUCAAACAAUAUGGCCAAGUUGUUAGAACAAUGUGUAGGUUUGGUGAUCUUGUGGAUUCACAGACUAGCUAGGAUUUUGGUUAUGCCCAAAUUAUUAUCAUCGAAAAAUCAUCACCCUUUUGUGUU